AUGAAAAUGCAGUAUGUAUGUUCUGAAUGUGGCAAAUGUUAUACAAGCCAGAAAGGUCUUUUUCCACAUGCCAACAUGCAUAUUGAAGAAAAAUCUCAUUGCUGUUCUGAAUGUGAGAAACGAUUCUUAAAUUUAAGCGUACUUCAGUGCCACAUCAGAACUUACACUGGAGUUAAACCUUAUUGUUGUCCUGAAUGUGAUAAGCAGUUCUCACAACAAAGCACCAUAAAGAGUCACAUCAGAUGUCACACCGGAGAGAAACCUCACCUUUGCUUGGAAUGUGGCAAACAAUUCUCACACCUUAAUUCUCUGUAUAAGCAUACAAAAAGUCAUACGGGAGAGAAGCCUUACAGUUGUACUGAAUGUGGAAUGUUAUUCUCAUAUAACAAUUCUCUUCACAAUCAUAAAUUAAUUCUUUCUGGUAAGAAACAAAGCUGUUCUGACAGUGGCAAGUUUUUCUCAGACAGCACGACUCCUAAAGAUCACAUGAGAAUUCACUCUGGAGACAAAUCUUAUUUCUGUCCAGAGUGUGGCAAACGAUUCUCACGUCCAAACGCACUUUGGUGCCACAGAAGGAUCCGCAUUGGAGAGAAGCAGUACACCUGUUCUGAAUGUGGUAAAGGGUUCUCUUCCAGAAAAAGGUUUCAGAGACACACACAAAGUCAUAUUGGAGUGAAGCCUGUCCCAGAAAUGACAAAUGAUCUUUCCAUUGGAACCUCAGGCAAAAAAAAUGAAGAAAAAUCUUCUGAAUGAGGUAAAGGUCUCCAGUUGAAAGUAGUUAAUAAAUACAUAAAAAUAGUGGAGAAAACACGGAAAGUGGCAAGAAGAUCCUAGAUGUAAGGUAACCUCAGUGCCACAUAUGAAUGCACACUGGAAUACAACACAUUUCACAAACAGCAAGAAUCUUCUUUAACAACUUAUAGGUGUAAGAAAAAACCUCAUUGUUGUCCUAAAUGUGGUUAAUGCUUUUCAGACAGCAGUGGCCUUCAUAGUCAUAAAUGACUGGUUUACUUGUGGUAAGCCUCAUAGCUGUUCUGAAUGUUGAAAGUGGUCCUCCUGUAUCAGCCGUCAUCAGCAACACAUAAUAUUUCAUGAAAGACUCAUAUACCGUUAUGCCAGGACGUCAGCCAUUCAGUGACUGAUCAUCUCUGCACCGGUGCUGUGACAUAAGAUGGUGAACAAUACAAACACCAGAUAACAGAAUGAGGUAGCA
Molecule: messenger RNA, 1213 nt
Organism: Erpetoichthys calabaricus (reedfish)
Lineage: Eukaryota; Metazoa; Chordata; Cladistia; Polypteriformes; Polypteridae
Product: gastrula zinc finger protein XlCGF49.1-like
Exons: 2
Coding region: 1-753 (250 amino acids)
Cellular component (GO): nucleus
Source: RefSeq, a predicted model, not a curated record